Messenger RNA from Parnassius mnemosyne (clouded apollo), 723 nucleotides. The record is from the annotation of a GenBank genome assembly. NCBI's taxonomy places the organism in Eukaryota, Metazoa, Arthropoda, Insecta, Lepidoptera, Papilionidae.
AUGGUCCUAGCUAAGAUCAGGCUGCUGUUGCAAAAUGGUACUACGCACAUUCAAGACAGCUUGAUAGAGCUGCAGAGUAUGUUGGACCUGAUGAAGAAACACACAGGGGCACAGGUUGAUUCAUGCUUGAAGAGCAAGCAAAAUGAGACGUCAGCUAUGGCGGAAAAGGCGUUGCACCAGAUGGUGGUGUGCGGGUAUGCGUUAAUAGGCCACGACCCGACGCAAGCUGUUGGAAAAGUGGUGGCUUUGAAGAGCAUGAUAAAACAAGGAGUAAAGCCAUCUCCAAUCAUAAAAUCAUCCAUGAUGGAAAUAACUGGAAAGUUGUUAGAGGGUGUUGUGGACCUGACAAAAUUAAUGGCACACGGCGCUAUGCACGAAGCCUGUUUGAUAGAAGUGGUGAAGACUUUGGAAGACGAGGCCUUUGAUAUCAUUAAAAACCUAAGAGAUUGCGCAUAUGGAAACAACAGCUACUUUGAUGACAUCAAUAAUUAUUUAUCCGAGAACAAUGCAACUGUUCUUGAUAUUGGGAGGAAAUUAAAAACUCUUGAUACUGAUAAAAAUAAAAAUACCAGUGAUGUGAAUGAAAUGAAAGAGCUGUUGCGGAGAAUGGUGCUAGAAAACAAUAAAACCGAUGUUGACAAAAAGCUUAAAGAUAAAUUGUUGCAGCUACAGGAUGAUAUCAAAUUUAAUGAUGCUAAUGAUAUAUCCAUUAUAUAUACAUAA